Molecule: messenger RNA, 1560 nt
Organism: Penicillium brevicompactum
Lineage: Eukaryota; Fungi; Ascomycota; Eurotiomycetes; Eurotiales; Aspergillaceae
Gene: sxa2
Product: putative pheromone processing carboxypeptidase (Sxa2)
Exons: 4
Coding region: 1-1560 (519 amino acids)
Biological process (GO): proteolysis
Molecular function (GO): serine-type carboxypeptidase activity
Source: RefSeq, a predicted model, not a curated record
AUGUUCGGUCGAUCGAUAACGGCAGCUCUGCUGGCCACUGCACUGCUUCUCAAUGGUGCUGAAGCUGGACGACUCACUCCCCGGGCUCCGCCUACACGCCGCGGCCAUCAUGCUCAUAGAUCGGAGCCGAUCGAUACAUCGGAUUAUCGAUUCUUGACCAAUAAGACAAAGUCUCAUGUGGUAGAAAGCCUACCAGACGUUCACUACGAACUGGGGGAGAUGUACUCGGGGUUCCUCCCAGUUCGCGAAAAUGCAUCCUUAUUCUACAUAUUCCAGCCGAAGAUUGGAGAGCCAAGCAACGACCUCACAGUAUGGUUUAAUGGUGGACCGGGUUGUAGUUCAAUGCAGGGGUUUUUGCAGGAGAAUGGACGGUUUACCUGGCUUCCCGGCACAUAUGAACCGGUCGUCAACCCGUACUCGUGGGUUAAUCUGACAAAUAUGUUAUGGGUGGACCAACCGGUUGGGGUGGGCUUCUCCAACGGCACGCCAAUUGCUACCAACGAAGAGGAAAUUGCAGUGGACUUCGUCAAUUUCUUCGAGGAGUUCCAAAAUCUCUAUGGUAUCAAGGAUUUCCGAAUCUUCCUGACUGGUGAAAGUUAUGCGGGGCGUUAUGUGCCCUACAUAUCCGCUGCCAUGCUCGACAAAAACGAUACCGAACACUUUGACCUCAGUGGAAUCAUGAUGUAUGAGCCAUGCAUUGGCCAAUGGGACUAUAUCCAGGCCGAACUUCCCGCUUACCCGUUCGUUGAACAACACGCCGACCUGUUCAACUUCAACCAAUCCUUUAUGGGAGAGCUUAAAGAGACAUACGAGCAAUGCGGUUACGAGGAAUACUUCGAGGAAUAUUUCUCCUUCCCACCCUCUGGGAUCCAACCCCCCAAACUCAUGAAUUACUCCGAGUGUGACAUCUACAACAUGAUCUAUAACGAGGCUUACAACCCGAACCCAUGCUGGAGCCCGUCCAAAGUCAGUCAAACCUGCCCUCUACUGUGGGAUGUUCUAGGCCUCCCCACAGACCUUACCUACCAGCCCGCACCGGCGAACUAUUUCAACCGCAUCGAUGUCAAGAAGGCCCUACACGUCCCCGCGGAGAUCGACUGGGAGAUCUGCACUGCUCAGAGUGUCUUUGUCAGUCCCGAUCCGGGACCAGAACAAGCAUUCGACGAAUCCCCGAAUCCCACAGAGCAUGUACUUCCCCGCAUUAUCGAGGCGACUAAUCGCGUUUUGAUCUCGAAUGGAGCUUGGGACUAUCUGAUCAUUACGAAUGGAACGUUGGUCGCGAUUCAGAAUAUGACUUGGAAUGGCCAGUUGGGUUUCCAGAGCCGCCCUUCUAUGCCUAUUCAUAUUGACAUGCCCGACUUGGAAUAUUACGCGCCCUUUGAUGCCCUGGAAGGGUAUGGCGAGCUCGAUGGCCCACAGGGUAUUAUGGGUGUUCAGCACUAUGAGCGUGGUCUCAUGUUUGCGGAAACCUACCAGGCGGGCCACCGACAGUCCCAGGAUCAAGGGCGGGUGUCUUAUCGUCAUGUUGAGUGGUUGCUGGGCGAUGAUAAGCAUCUUUGA